Messenger RNA from Danaus chrysippus (African queen), 1917 nucleotides. Lineage: Eukaryota; Metazoa; Arthropoda; Insecta; Lepidoptera; Nymphalidae. The record is from the annotation of a GenBank genome assembly.
AUGAACGUGUAUUAUAAAGUUAUAAUUGUGCUUCUAUCAAUUAAAUCUGUGCAUCUAUAUUGUGGCCCAUACAAUGGACAAAUAUGUAAACAUUAUUUAACUGGAUUCGUAUGGUUUAACCAUACUGGAGGUCUUGAAAAUGAGAAAAUUACAACAGGUCUAUGGAAAGAAAUGAUAUCCGCCUUGAAGGAGCCUUGUCGCAGUAAAGCUGAAAAGCUUUUAUGCUCUUAUGCAUUUCCGAAGUGCGUCAAUAAAGAUGGAAUUGGUGAUUUUGCUUUGCCUCUCUGUUAUGAAGACUGCAUGGCUGUUAAAAUGCAGUUUUGUUACAAAGAUUGGAUCGUAAUAGAAGAACAAAAAAAUCGUGGUGUGUAUUUUGAAUCUCGAGGUCAUUUCAGAUUUCCAGAGUGUGAAAAACUCCCAAAAUUCUCUGGAAAAGGAGCUCACGUAACCUGUAACAAUGCAGGAAUCACAGACAUGGACUAUAGUCAGGUAACAACAACUUGCAUUCAUGGCAGUGGUCGGUACUAUCAAGGCACAGUUAAUGUAACUGAAACUGGACUUGCUUGCCAAGCUUGGGAAUCCCAACAACCUCAUCAACAUGCAAGACCACCAUUAGUGUUUCCAGAGGUUCAGAAUUCCACAAAUUUUUGUAGAAAUGCCGGUGGCGAAGAACGUAAACCUUGGUGCUAUACAAUGGAUCCAAAUGUUAGAUGGGAAGUUUGCGACAUUCCAAUGUGUGCCAAUUCUACAGAGGAAUUAGAUGAUGUCAAUGGACCAAUUAUUAUGGAAAAUUAUUUUACACCAAAAUUUGUGUUACUACUGUCCGUAGGAGGCCUCGGAUGUAUUCUGGGCAUAGCAUCAAUAGCACUCCUUUGCCAUUACUUUUUGAAGAGUCAUUAUUCAAAGUGUAAUAUAUCAAAUCGCAGAAACUUGCAAAAUGUUGACAUUGAUUUAGAUAAACUUCCAAGCAACCUUGCUUAUCACACAACUGGUGCACAAUUAAACCCCAAGUUAGAGAAAUUGGAAUUUCCAAGAAAUAACAUUAUUUACAUCCGUGAUUUAGGACAAGGUGCUUUUGGCAGAGUGUUUCAAGCAAAAGCACCAGGCUUAGUUCCAGAAGAGGAAUUCACUCUAGUCGCUGUUAAAAUGCUCAAAGACGAGGCUUCACAUGACUUACAAUUAGAUUUUGAACGAGAGGCUUGCUUAUUAGCAGACUUUGACCAUCCAAAUAUUGUCAAAUUAUUAGGUGUAUGUGCUAUAGGACGUCCUAUGUGUUUAUUAUUUGAAUUUAUGGGUAAGGGUGAUCUAAAUGAGUAUCUAAGAGCUUGCAGUAUGGCACCAAAUUAUCCACCAGCCGUUGAAAAUAGAGAGGAUUUGAGACUUCUUGCCGCCCCACUUAGCCACUUAGACCUCUUGCAUAUUGCAAGGCAAAUCGCUUCUGGUAUGGUUUACCUUUCAGAUAGGAAAUUUGUUCACCGUGAUUUAGCUACUAGAAAUUGUCUUAUUAAUGAUGAUAUGGUUGUAAAAAUUGCUGAUUUUGGAUUAUCACACAAGAUAUAUUUGCAAGAUUAUUAUAAAGGUGAUGAGCAUGAUGCAAUCCCUGUUAGAUGGAUGCCUUUAGAAAGUAUAUUGUACAACAAAUAUACUUUAGAAUCUGAUGUGUGGGCUUAUGGUGUAUGUCUUUGGGAAAUUUUCUCUUUUGCCCUCCAACCAUAUUUUGGUAUGACACACGAGGAAGUAGUAAGAUUUCUUAAAGAUGGCAACUGUCUCGCAUGUCCAGAUAACACACCGAGAUGUGUUUACGAUUUAAUGAAACAAUGCUGGAACCACCAUCCUAGCGAUCGUCCAAACUUUAGAGUGAUAUACCAAACAAUUGACAAUAUACAAAUGAUACUUGAAAGAACACAUUCUAAUUGA